AUGGAGACAGUAGAUGACUUCGAUACCAUUGGCGUGGAAUUGGAUGAGUUUUUCAAACACAAACAAAGAAGUCGAUGCAAAGAUGAGUUCCUAAAUACUCUCACGGACGAAGCGCUUGACGAAUGCACCAUACCUGAGAUAAACCUAUAUGAUUUUGAAGGAAUGUCAGAAGAUGAAGCACCACAGGAAAAGCAGAGUGAUAGUGAAGGUGACGAUGAAGACAAAUUGCAGUUUCAAUACUCAACCCUUGAUCCGAAGGUGAAAUGGAACAAUAUGAAGCCAGUUCUUAGAGAGAUGUAUGAAUCACCACACCAACUAAAGCUUUAUUUGACAACUUACUCUAUAAGUAUGGGUUAUCCAAUUAGGUUUAAGAAAUGUGAUAGUGUAAGGCUCGUGGUUGUAUGUGCAAGUGACCCUGAGAAAUUUCAAUGUCCCUUUGUUGUAAGGGACUCAUGGAUGAGCACUGAAAGAUCAUUCCAAAUCAAAAAAAUGGUUGAGCAGCAUACCUGUGUUAGGAAUUUCCAUAGUGCUAAUCUUAUGGAUCCCACAUGGAUAGCUAGAGCAAAGUGUAGGGAAAUUUCUUUAAUAGAUGGAAAGUUGACUGAUCACUAUGCAAAAGUUUGGGAUUAUGGACAUGAACUGAUGAGGUCCAAUCCAGGGAGUAUAAUUCAAAUAUCUAUCACUGUAAUAGUUGAAAUUGAGAACAAGCCCAACUGGCAAUGGUUCUUGGAACUAUUACAUGAUGACCUGGAAUUACAAGGAUGCUUGGAUUUGUGUGCUAUUUCUGAUCAACACGAGGGUCUUUUGGAAGCUGUAAAGGUUGUAUUGCCACAUGUGGAGCACAUACAAUGUGCAAGACAUGUGUAUGUAAAUUUUAGAAAGGUAUUCAGUGGUAUAGAGUUCAAGAAUAUGUUUUGGACAGUUGCCAAGUCAACUGUUGAAGGAGAAUUCAAAUUGAAUAUGGAGAAGACCAGAGAAGUCAAUCCUGCUGCUUAUGAUCAUUUGAUGGCAAGGGAGCCUAAAUCUUGGUGCAGGGCAUUUUUUAAAGGUGGAAUGUCAUGUGAGGUUGUUGAAAAUGGAAUGGCAGAGUGUUUUAAUGCCAUCAUACUUGAUGCCAGAAAGAAGCCUUUGUUGUGA
Lactuca saligna is the source of this 1137-nucleotide messenger RNA. Lineage: Eukaryota; Viridiplantae; Streptophyta; Magnoliopsida; Asterales; Asteraceae. The record is from the annotation of a GenBank genome assembly.